AGCACGCACCCUCCAAUUAGCAUAUAUGAACCAUAGAUUCGGAAUUAGUUUACACACAGAGCAAGGAAAAGGUGAAUGAAAAUAGCAAAGCAUCGAAAAGAAAACAAAGUGCAGGGAAGGAAGCAAGUAGAUCACAGGGAAAGGAAAAGAAACCCGAACCAUCCUUCCUUCCUUCCCCUGCUCUCUAGUUCACUUCUCUACCAAUCCUCUGCUUUUCACUCUGUUCUUGGCUGGUCUCUCCCUUUUGCUUUUCCACUUUACCACCUCAAAACAAAUACGAAACUGCAUACAAUCUUCAAUACGCCAACUACCCUUUCAUCUCCCACUAUAACACUCUCACUAGCUCCCACUCCCCUGCUUUUCUUUUCUUUUCUUUUCUUUCGGCUUCCUCCUCACAACCUCUUCAUGGCGGCAUCGCCAUGGCCGCACUCUGCCUCGCUCCUCAACCACAUUCUUCUGUUCAUCGCCACAUUGCUAUUUCAGCAGCAGGGAAUGGUGGUUAUGGUGGAGGCGACAUCGUCAUGGUGCGUGGCUCGAAGCGACGCCAGCUACCAGGCGCUGCAGACGGCUCUGGACUACGCAUGCUGGGCAGGGGCCGACUGCACGCCCAUCCAGUCAGACGGUCUCUGUUUCCUCCCCAACACAAUCCAAGCUCACGCUUCCUACGCAUUCAAUAGCUACUACCAGCGCAAGGGGAUGGCCCCUGGCUCCUGCGACUUCUCCGGCACUGCCAAUAUCGCCCGCACCGAUCCCAGCUAUGGAUCUUGCGUCUAUCCCUCUUCUCUCAGCGCGGCAGGAGGGGCAGCUACACCCACAAUGCCGACAACUAACCCCAAUUCAUUCACACCGCCGGUGACCACCACUACUACUCCGACCACCAUCACCGACCUCUCUCCACCGCUGCCUACCGACAACUCCAAAGCUUCCAUCAGGUCCAUGGACAUUGCAAUGCUACUGCCUGCUGCCUUUGUGCUCCUACUCUUGUUUAGUUUCUGA
Linum tenue is the source of this 996-nucleotide messenger RNA. Lineage: Eukaryota; Viridiplantae; Streptophyta; Magnoliopsida; Malpighiales; Linaceae. The record is from the annotation of a GenBank genome assembly.